Molecule: messenger RNA, 1992 nt
Organism: Capronia coronata CBS 617.96
Lineage: Eukaryota; Fungi; Ascomycota; Eurotiomycetes; Chaetothyriales; Herpotrichiellaceae
Exons: 3
Coding region: 1-1992 (663 amino acids)
Biological process (GO): negative regulation of glucokinase activity; amino sugar catabolic process; response to fructose
Cellular component (GO): mitochondrion; nucleoplasm; cytosol
Molecular function (GO): fructose-6-phosphate binding; carbohydrate binding; carbon-oxygen lyase activity
Source: RefSeq, a predicted model, not a curated record
AUGAUUGCUCAGGACGACCUCGCCUGCUUGCAGACCGAGGAAAGAAAUCCAAAAAGCUUCGACAUCGAUCAAGUGUCAACGGUCGAGCUGUGUCAAAUCAUCAAUCACGAAGAUGCGACUAUUGCGACAGCCGUUUCUCGGUGCAUUCCGGUCAUAGCAGCAGCCAUCGAUGUACUUGCUAGAAGAGUCCGACGUGGAGGAAGAGUGAUAUACGUGGGCGCUGGCACCAGCGGGAGAUUGGGGGUACUGGACGCGUCGGAGAUACCACCCACGUAUUCCGCUCCAGAGGGCCAAUUCAUUGGCCUGAUUGCUGGCGGGGACGUGGCAAUACGGCAUGCACAAGAGGGUGCGGAAGACGACGUCGAUGCUGCAGUGCAGGAUCUACAGUCUAUCAAAAUCGACGGCCGUGUUGACUCCGUAGUUGGUAUCGCGACUUCCGGCCGUACGCCGUACGUUUUGAGCAGUUUGUCGUUCGCCAAAAGUCUAGGUUGUGCCAGUAUUGGAGUUGCCUGUGUCGAACCCUCGGCCAUGAGCCAAAGCGAACAUGUCGAUUUCAUGAUCAGCCCUGUAGUGGGUGCUGAAGUGGUGACGGGCAGUACCAGAAUGAAGGCCGGCACGGCGACGAAAAUGGUCCUCAAUAUGUUGAGUACGGGUACAAUGAUCCGAAUCGGUAAAACCUAUGGGAAUAUGAUGGUUGACCUGAAAGCUACGAAUUUGAAGCUCCGGCAACGAGCUCGAAAUAUUCUCCGCAGUGUAUGCGGGCCCUUGUGCCCCAACUCAGACACAGAACUCGACGCCUUACUUGACAGCUGUGGUGGAAGUGUGAAGCUUGCCAUUGCGAAACUUUCCUUGGGCCUACCUGUAUCGGAAGCACAGGAGCGAUUGACAGCAGCCGACGGUGUGCUUUCCAAAGUGCUACAGCCAGCAAGCUUAAGUCCUGAGCUAGGUUUGCCACAUGAGGCCCGGUCAGAUUUUGUCCUUUGUGUAGAUGGAGGUGGCAGCAAAUGUGCUGCCGCAGUCAUUUCGCUGGACGGCACUGGUACUCAUGGAUAUGGAGAGGCAGGCGGCUGCAAUGUAACGGAUGUUGGCGUCGAUAAAGCCAUUGCAGAAAUUGAGCUCGCGGUGCAAAGAGCGUGUUGCGCUCACCCACAGAUACGAGGAAGACCAUGGAAGCCGAGUCUCUUUGCCACCGCCUGGGUUGCUCUGGCAGGUUAUGACCGAAAGGAGAUCGCCAUUGCGGUCGAUCAGACGCUGGAAGCCCUGUUUCAACGGCCUAUAGGUAACAGUCUCAAGGUAACAAACGAUACUCAGCUUCUUGCAACCUCUGCUGCAGGACAAGGUGAGGCAGACUCUGUGGUGGUUCUUGUUGCAGGGACUGGUUCCGUAGCAAUGUGCUACCAACGAGAUCAAGGCCGCCUUGUACGUACAGGACGGUCCAAUGGUUGGGGUUAUCUCCUCGGAGACGACGGGUCAGGCUUCGACAUGGGACGACAGGCAAUCCGGGCUGCAUUGCUCGCUUUGGAUAAGUGCAAUCUCGAAAAUCAUGUCAACGGGUAUGUGGACAAGCUGCCACUUUUGGUUCAACGCGUGCUGCAGUACUUUCAGCCAAAAGCUUCGGACGACGCUAGAUACGACUUGCUUGGUGCAGUGCUCUCAUCCGCGUCAGAAUUGGACAAGAAGAAACUUAUUGCUUCGGUCGCACGAAUCGUGAUUGAGCUGAGUGGGCAAGAUCAGCUCUCAAGAGAUAUUCUUGACAACAGCGUCAGAAGCCUCACAAACAUCCUGCUUCCGAUCGUCACUUCCAGGCGUGUCCAGGUAGAGAAGUCAAUCUUGGUCUUGGCAGGCGGGCUGAUGCAGAGCGACAUAUUUGUGAGCGCGGUCAAAAGUGCUUUGCUCCAGGCCAAGAUGAGCUUUAAGACUGUUGAGGUUGUGCAAAAUCCCGCACUUUCGGGCGCUAUGGAAUUAGUGAGACAGGUUCAAGAGUCAUGUUGA